This is a messenger RNA of Porites evermanni, 2767 nucleotides long. The record is from the annotation of a GenBank genome assembly. Lineage: Eukaryota; Metazoa; Cnidaria; Anthozoa; Scleractinia; Poritidae.
AUUUCAGGGGAUUGUUCUGGCCGUAAACUGGAUAUUGCCAUUCUUGGGGAUCGGUCCAGAAGUUUAAACACUCAAAACCUUCGGAAUCUGCGACUUGCCAUAUACGACAUUGUGAAAAAAGUUGGAGUAUCCCCUGAUGGAACCAAUUUUGGUAUGACUUAAAUUGAGAGAUAUAGUUAUUAUUUUCCGAGUCUGCCUCUAGGUUAUCGUUAUUUCUCCUCAGACGACUACCUAAAUAUGAGCCGGUCAUAGACAUUGAUAAUGGUGAAGACAAUAUUGCAAAACCAGCCCGACUACCACAAAAGGCACAAGAGCAUCAAAUAUUGUUAUUAUUAAUAAUCAAUUAUUAUUCCCGCAGCUUAAGAGACACAACGCUUUAGCUUACAUAACAGGCGCUUUAUGAGCCAAGCGAGGCUAACGAGGCAUUUUGCGCGAAGCUCGAGACGAGCAUGAAUCGCGAGACUAGGGAAGGAGGAAAAAAUAAACUUAAUUAUUUUUUCUCCUCCCGUCGUCUCAUCGCCCUUCGCGCGAAAUGCCGCGUUCACAUCGCUUGGCUAUAAAGCGCCUGUUAUGCAGGCUACAAUACUUUCGCAAGAUAUGAGCGGUACCAAGGAUGGCUGACAACUGUUCACUUCCAAAAAUGUCAGGCAGACUAAACCUUCCAUACUAGGCCUUUGCAUAAUGUUCCAGAUAGCUCCAAGUGAAACAAUCACGAUAGGUUUUAAUGUCACUUUCGUGGCUCUAUAGAUUCGUUUAAUUUCGAGAGCUAGGUCUUGAUACCUUUCUACCUUCUUCUCCUCAGAAGUAAGGAUAUUUUGGUCCGCUGCCCGGAGAGGGGCACUCCCUAAUUUGGCCUAUGGGGGUAUCUGCCGGUGAGACCAUGAAAGCCAUACCGUGGCAGGGUAUGGUUUUCAAGGUCUUGAGUCUUAGACAAGGUAUACAAUUUUACUAUUAAGCGCCUUGAACGGGGUGUCGUUUUGGACUGAAAGCCUUUCAAAGAGUGUGAAAACUUGCGAUGAGCGGUCUACAUUUGCGGUACCGAUAAUGUUUUUCCUAAAUAUCUAUUUCCACGAUUUUAGUGUGAAAAAUUACUCAAUUCUGUACGCAAAACAAAGCAAAUCAGGGUAGGAAAGUAAUGUCUCCUGUCUUAAACAGGGUAGCGAAAUGAGAACUUUUUGUCUUAAACAGGGUCGGGGUUUGUGGACCUAGGCGGAACACCUCUACCCAGACUUCCCUUAAGUGCCCCCCUCCGGUCCGCUGGCACAGCAAUGUCGAUAAGUACUAGUGGCUACUGCUUUGUGUCUUUGUGUACUACAGCAUUGGCCGAUUGUGCCUCAGCCGUUUCCGUAAAGAUAUUCAUAUCCCAAGUUAUCCUUACUUCUCCAUUCUCUGCAACUGGUAAGGGUUGAUGGUGACACCACUUGUUGGUACAUCCUAACCUACUUGAACCGCCAGCCUCUGCUCAGUGACUUCUGUUAAUUCAUCGUUGGUGUUAUAAGUUUUCCAUAAGUCCAGCAGUCUCUUUCUAUAACGUCGCCUCCUUGGUUCGCUCCUGAUGAAACACUCAAACAGGCGUUUGUUGUCCUCCGUUGACCUUGCCAACUAUCUCUUCUCAGUGUUGUCGUUCAGCAGUAACAGGGUGACGACCGGGCCUGCGCUGCUGCUCUACCACAGGACAGUCCUGCCGGACGCGACACCCAUGUUGAUCGUUCCGGUCCUGUUGAUGUCGUUGGCGGAAAAUUCAAUCUUCGACAUACUCUCAUAAAAUGAGGUUCUGAUUUAAGGUUUCCACUACAAAUAAGUAGUAGUUUUAUCGUGCAUCCAUCAUGCAUUAGACGGAUUACUAACCAAGGCUCAGAGAGAUACAUUGAGGCAAUCUAUAUACCCCGGCAGACAACAACUGAUAAUCUUAGGUGUCGUCCCUCUUAAGAUCUUGGCCUUUCCCAACAAACAAGCUUUAUGGAGCAAUGCAAUGAUCCCAGGUGUUCUCAGCUUAAUAUAAUGAUCCACAUCGUUAGGAUUUUUACAGUCCUAAGACCUCCUAGUAAAAUAGGGAUAACAGAUACACUUCUUCAGUUCCAGAUCUUUUGCAGUUCCACUUUAAAGUUCGUCCUAAUAGCAGUUGAUCUUCUCCGGUUCUUUUUCUGCUACCUGUAUAUCAAACAGACAAGCCAUAUCAACAAUGAAACACACCCUUCUCUCUUCCUCCUGCACUACAAUAUCAAGUCUAUUCAUGGUCUAAAUGGUGAUCUGUCUGAAUACUGAAAUCCCACAGCAACUUCACCUGGUCAUUUUCCAUCACUGUCUCUGGAAAAUGACCAUAUCAGAUUUCGUUGCACUGCACAUUAAAUUUUUUGCAAAGAUUUCAGAGGACAACUUGAGUAACCUUAGCGUCUCUCAAGUUCUUGUACUGGUCAGUUUACCAGGUCUUAUUAUUAUUAUUGUUGUUGUUGUUGUUUUGUUUUUAAUAGGUAUCAUUACGUUCGACUCAACCGCGAAACUACACAACACCUUUGACAACCCUGUGUACCAGAACGAGCAGAAACUAAAAACGCUAAUAGACCAAAAGUUCAAGAAUAUUGCAAGGAACUGGGGAACCCGCAUCGACAAAGCGCAGAAACUGGCUCGUGAUAAGUUAUUUACUCCCUCGGGAGGAGACAGACCUAGAGCCACAAACGUGAUGUUGAUAUUUACAGACGGAAAACCAACUGGACUUAAAAAAAGCGAUUUCACCCCAUUUACCGAACUUAGGGCUGGCCUUGAGGUA